This is a messenger RNA of Chilo suppressalis (striped riceborer), 4803 nucleotides long. The record is from the annotation of a GenBank genome assembly. NCBI's taxonomy places the organism in Eukaryota, Metazoa, Arthropoda, Insecta, Lepidoptera, Crambidae.
GCAGAUGACAGAUUGUCAGCUGCUUUCGGUUCAAUGACCGAGGUUGUUUGAAAAUGACCUGUCAUUCAUUCAUUUAGGAAUGAGAAAAGUACCUACGAAAUAUUAUUUUCACUCGCUGCCUCUGUCGUCAUAAAAUCACUUGGUAUAAAUACUUGAAAAUAGAUGCUUGCAAAAUCAUUCGUUACUACAUUAAUUAAGUGCAGGAUCUCUUGUUUCAUACAGAAAUCGGUUGCUACAAUGACAACAAAUCCGAUUAGUUUGGAAACAAUCAAAAAGUUGCGAGAUGAAUACCAUAAAGAUCCUAAGAAUGAAUUGGCCCAAAAUGCUUGCACCCGUAUAGAUCCCUUUGAGGUAGCCAUCAGCAGAAAGCGUACAGAUGCUGCUCUUCACGUAUUUAACAUUAAAGUCGAAUCCGAGGGUAAACCAGUUACGAACCAGGAGAACUCUGGCCGCUGCUGGCUGUUCGCUGCGCUGAACGUCAUGCGGUUGCCGUUCUCAAAAAAAUAUGGCAUUGACGAGUUCGAGUUCUCUCAAAGUUACCUGUUCUUCUGGGAUAAAGUAGAACGAUCACACUAUUGGCUGAACAACAUCGUUUCCACAGCUAAACAGGGCGAGGAACUCGACGGCAGGCUCGUCAACUUCUUACUCAAGGAUCCGAUCAAUGAUGGCGGACAAUGGGACAUGAUAGUCAAUCUCAUUAACAAGUAUGGGGUGGUUCCUAAAGACUGUUUUAAGGAAUCCUUCAGCUCUAGAAGGAGUCUGCAUAUGAACGCAAUUUUGAAGACUAAGUUACGUGAAUUCGCCAAAGAGUUGAGAGAAAAAGUGGCCGCUAAAGCUACAGACGAAGAAAUACAGAGUACCAUCGACAAACAGCUAGAAGUCGUAUAUAAAAUUGUUGCGACUUGCUUAGGUACACCCCCGGCUAAGUUCAACUUCGAAUAUUAUAACAAAGAGAAGGCAUAUUGUAGUUUCGGCGAGACAACCCCACAGGAAUUCUAUAACAAUUAUGUAAGACCGCUCUUCAAUGUGGACGAUAAGGUGUGUCUAGUGAGCGACCCCCGGGAGUCAAACCCGUUCGGGCAACUGUAUACGCUGCAGUGUCUGGGCAACGUGCUGGGAGGCCGACAGACCGCAUACAACAACCAGCCCAUAGAGACUCUCAUCAAGGCAGUAAGGGACAGCAUAGUGGGCGGGGAAGCGGUGUGGUUCGGGUGCGAAGUCUCAAAAAGAUUCGAGAGGAAACACGGCUUGACGGAUCUUGAUGCUCACGACUACCGGCUAUUGUUCAACACGGACGUGCAAGUCGGUUUAUCGAAAGCCGAUCGCCUCAAGUAUGGGGACUCCUGCAUGACCCACGCUAUGGUGUUCACUGGAGUAGGCACUGAUGAUCAGUCCAAUCCAACCAAGUUUAGAGUGGAGAACUCAUAUGGUGACAAGGAGUAUAACAAGGGAUACCUGCUGUUAACAGAGCCCUGGUUCAGGGAGUUCGUCUUUGAGAUAUUUUGGAAGAAGCAUGUUCUUCCAAAAUGUCUCCCCACGGCACGAAAGGAUUUUGACUUGAUCAAGCGGCAUGAUGGUGGUCGUAGACAAGAAGUAUGUCUCGGAAGAAGUUUUGAACGUGUUCAAACAAGAAGCGAAAAUGUUGCCAGCCUGGGACCCAAUGGGCACAUUGGCUUGCCCGCUCUGCAACCAAGACUGCAACCAUGAAUAACACCAGGAGUGGAGGAAACCUUGAAACUUCACCUAUUGCCACCGUAGCCCACGAGGCGCCUAUGAGAUAAUACCUAGAUAUUGAUAAAAUAUUGCGUCCAAUUUUCUCACGAACUUAGCAAGCGAAAAGGAUUUUUUAAUGGCAACACCUCCAUACUUUUAGUCUUAUUGAUCAAGCAAAUGCUUUUAUAAAAAUAACUUCAUCUGAAAGACUGUUAUCUAAGGUUUGUCAAAAUUCUUCUUCAUCAAAAUAGCAAUUUUGUAAGCAUUAAUCUACAUUGUAGCGUUAUAAACAAUUUGUAGAACAAUUGUAGUGUUAAAAACUAUUUUUACAUUGUAUAGUCAGUCCAAUUAGGAACUUGAACAUUGUAAUACGAAUGUAAAAAAAUUCAAUAACCAGUUUUGUUAAAUCUGUUAAUUUCUAGUUACAGCACAGAAUACUAAUUAUGUAGUAGUAGUUUUACGAUGCUAUUUUUUAUUUACUUAUAAUCUGUUGGGUAUAGAAUUUAUUUUUAUGUGCCAGUGUAUUUUUAUUAAUAUUUACUUUUUUACUGAAACUAAUGUGUUCAUAAAAGUUACCAAUAGAUACUUGGAUGGAAUUUACACAUCCAAGAGCAGAUAUUGCAACUCAAUAAAUAUGUUAAAUUAAAACUUACAAUCUACGCAAAGAACUUAAAAUGUGGCUAAUAAAGCCUCCUACCUCCAUAGGCGCGGUAUUAUAGUAAUUGCGAUUUUUCGUCAUACUUCUAUUGCGUCGUUAUAAUGGCAUCAGUAUGUAACUUCGUAAACGUUCUCAUACAAAAUGUACUAAAAAAUAGAAAUCGCAACUACGCAUCCGAUAUUAUCGAUCGUUAAUAACGCACCUAUGCGGCCUUAAGUUGUAUAAUAAACGCGUUUGUACAUAACGAUGCGUCUACGCAAGUUUGCGGUAGGUAGGAUCAAUAAAGUUAUACUCAUAAUAAUAAAAUUACCUGCAAGUACUAGAUAAAAACAAGGAUAAUUAACAAUAUUCCUGCUAAGUAGAUAUCUUCAUUCCCCAAACAAGUAUUUUUCAUCAAACCAUGCCACAACCAAGUUUCAACCUUGAUGACAUGCUACAUGUUAAGAAGUACUAAUAGGUACUCAUGUUUACUCAUUAUAUUUCCAAGAAAUAAAUUAAUUGGAAUCAUAUUAUUCUGUACAGAAACUGCAUAAUUUGGUUUCUCUGUCCUGUUAUUAUAAUAUUAAUGCCACUAAAAAUAGAUAUUUUAAGAUAUGUAUGUAGCAGGCAAUAUUAAUAUGAUAAUUUAAUAACUGUGUACAUGAAUUUUUUACUAACGAAAAUGGUCACCAAUGUAGGUAGCAACAGAUGUAUUACAUCUGUUUUAUAAUAUUAUUUUGUUUUUUGUUUAUAUCAUUUUAUACAAUAAAAUGUACAUUCAGUAAGCAUUGUUUUUUUUAACUCUGUAACAACAUGUUUACUUGUCUUUUAGUAAAAAAGUUGCAUAACAUGAAAACAAUAUUAUUUUGUUGAAAAUUUAACAUUCAAAAUAUACAAACUGCAUCCAAUGACAACACAUAUAUUAAAUUAAAAUAAAAGGGAUAAUAUGAUAGAUUUCAUACUAUUACAAAUAAAAGAAUGAAAACUGGUAAAUCAACAAAAUAUAUUUAUUUACAUUGCCCAACAAAUGUGUAUUGUAUUGCUUUACCCAUUACAAUAUUCACACCACUUACUAGUUGACUCGCUCAACAGAUCAUUUUUUUUUCAAGAACUUAUUGAUAUAAUUGACAUCAGUGAGUAUUUUUUACUGUAUCUGUAAAAACUCAUUGGAUCCAAACAUACAUCAUAAACUUUGAGAUCAAAAAAACUUCAAACACUUACAGGACAAUCAAAUUAUAGAAAAAAGAAAAUUUUGUGACUUGGCAAUAUUAGGAAAACACAAGGCAUAUGCUGACUUAAUUCAUUGUUUAUUACAUUGCUUUUGAAUGCACUUAGAGAUAUCAAUUAAAUCUAAUGCUUGUCAAAGUGGCAGGCUAUCCAUUGCUGUUGUGAUAGCAUCAACUUUCAAAUCUUAAAAAUUAAUUAGCAUAUCUGAGUUUCUCUGAGUUGGUAAAUAUUGUAUGUUACCUCCUUAAACUGAUACUAGAAGAACUGUAUGGCUCAUUUCAGAACUAAUUCACCAUUACAAGAAAUCAAAUCUUUACCCUGUGUCUUCUUCAAAUUCCUAAGGUACCUUAACUUUGCCCACACACCUUGACACAUGCGUAUCAGACGCUUGUCAUGUGUGUCUCUUCCAAACGCUGCAACAUUCCUAACAAUGUGACGGGCCAAUUUUAGUUUACCUUUCUGUGAGAAUGAUAAGGCAGAAUAAAGUUUACUUCUGGCUGCUAAGGCAUCAUCUCCGAGCAUUUUUGAUAAUUUGUAUUGCCGAGUUGAUAUCCUACCUGCUUCUUCAGCCUAAAAAAUUAGUCAAAAAGCAGAAUAAGCUCCCCCCAAUGUUGAGAGCCAGUGGAAAGCAUUCUCUAUCUCUACUCUGGUCCAAAUAACUCUUAACAUCCUUUCAUUCCUGCAUAGUCAAUAAGCUCUCUGUCUGGUGGCUCUAAUAUUAACUUCAAAAACACUGUCCCGUUCUUAGGAAAUCCGCAAAAUUUAUGUAAAUUAAUUAAAACAUUUCCUCUGUAUACGUCUGAACUCAAGCACUCUUUUAAAAACGGUUGCAAAAAUAGCGCGGAUACUGCGAACUUUAAUUUGUUCCUCUUGUCCCUUUUGUCAUUAACUUGAACUUCAUUACUAUCUCCACAUUUAAUGCCGAGGAUUUCAGCAGAUUUGACAUCAGGCAGCAGUACGUUUUCCUCGGAAAUAUAACAAAUAGUAAAUGGGCUGCGAUAAAGUCGAACUUUGGUUAUUAUUUGCAUUUUCACAACUACCAAAGCUAUCUAGUUUCACAAUACUAAUGUAUUGAGAAUUUACUUAUUUUGACUAGCAAACCGGUUCCUUUAAGUUAUUGCUAUUGUUAGUUGGUAAUAACUUUUUUUCACUUCAUUUAAAAUUUUCAAUUUGCAGUCCGUGGGUCGGAUGACUAAUGUCAACUUUUUUUUAAGAUUCUCCCUUUC